Molecule: messenger RNA, 816 nt
Organism: Clavispora lusitaniae ATCC 42720
Lineage: Eukaryota; Fungi; Ascomycota; Pichiomycetes; Serinales; Metschnikowiaceae
Gene: FUS1
Product: Fus1p
Molecular function (GO): protein binding
Source: RefSeq, a predicted model, not a curated record
AUGUUGCUCCGUCGCGAUCUGUCUGAUACCACCAUAAUCCGCAUAUUGACCCUUACUGUCACCUCUAGCCUGCAGCAGGCGGAGUCGUUUGUUCAGGUCACUCUCACUGUACCUGUCCUGCCAACAUCAACGCAGCCCGUGAAUCCUAUUCUUCUCACGUCUUCCGAACAGCUGCCAGUCAAUUAUUAUGCUUCCACUUCUGGCUCGUCGUACACGCCCAGCACUUCCACGGCGUCCUCUGCUCUGACAACGAUGCGUGUGCUGUCUGCCACGCCACUGCCAUGGAAGCCAAUGUCAAAGUCUCUGAACUCAAAUUUGGGACUUGCAAUCGGCAUCCCCAUGGCUGUGGUGGCAGCAGUUAUUCUUGCGUGUGUGGCGUGGCUCGUUAUGCGCAAAGUGCAUGGCCAACUGCCCGAUGUCCUUGCAGUUGAGAAAACGUCGUGGCGUCCAACAUCUCCCGGAUCCAAGGGGUUGGGUCCACGUCCAGAUCCACCAAAGCGCACGUUUCUCAACCGCCUAAGCCGUAUCCUGGAUUGGCCCGCAUCACCGGCGUCAUUUUGCCCACCGAUACUUCGUCGCUUCCAUCUUCUGGCCUCGGAUAAGCUGCCAAAUCCACCACCCCCUCCAGAGAAGCCUACUGUCAGUCGUGUAGUGGUGCGAUCAUACACGAAGCGUUUAGCAGAUGAGUUGUCCCUUCUGGUAGGGCAAUCUGUAGAGGUGAUCCAAACUCAUCUGGACGGAUGGGCUCUGGUUCGUGUGGACGGCAACGAGGGUGUCGUACCAAUGGCGUGCUUAGGUAGGUCGCAAGGCAAAUGA